GGGUUGGUAGAAGUCAAAUUUUUAUGAAAAAGUUGGAGAUUUGAUCUUUAAUUUAAAAAGAGAUUGACCCAGUCAAAUGGAGAAGGAUGAGGCUAAUUAUUACGGAUUUCAUCUGGUAGAUUUUUGUUGGAUUUUAGCUACAUUUUUCUUGUUUCUAGCUAAUCGACAGUGUGCAUGAAAGAGAAAAUCAGGUUUUGUUGAGAUUAUAUUUUACUAUGGAUAGAGAGGUAGUUCAAAUCUGAUUUUUUACUAAGUCAUCCUUUAGUUUAGUUUAGUCUAGCCCAACAUCCUUUUAGUUUUAGACUAUUUCCAACAUCUUUUCACCAAGUUUUUAGUCUAGUAGAAGUAAAUCACCACCCCCAGCGAAUAAUUGUUUUUAGUUGAUUUAGUUUUUGAGUAAGAUUAGUUUUUGUGACCUUUUUUUUAUUAUUGUGAUUUGCUUUUGCUAAGUUUCUCAAUUGUUAAACAUUCAAUUUGAUUUUAAUUCAAACAUGUUUGCAAUUUCAAUUAAAUUUAGAGACUUUUACUUUUUUGUUGUGUUUUCCAAGUUUCUACCAAGUUUACAUUUUCUACCUACAAUUUCAAUUUCUGUUUGGCUAUAUUUUCUACACAUUAUUUAGUUAAUUUCCAAUACUUGUCCUUAACUUAUUUCAUUACCAAUAUUUAAUUUAUUUUUUCUCAAUACUUGUUCACCUUAACCUAAGUCUUUGAUGGGUUUUUGUUUACACCAUAAUUAGUAAUUUUUUAGAUGAUGCCAUGUGUCUCUAAAAAGAUUGAGUGGCCAUUAAUUUUUCAUGUUUUAUUAUGAAUUAUUUGGCUGUGAUUCAAAACUAUGGAGUUCAUUUUAUGUUACCGUGGAUUGAUGUGGAUUAUUUUUACUAGGCUGGAGUCUUUAGCAUUUUUAUUAAUUAAGCCUAGGGAGUCCAACUUUAUUUAAUUUGGAAGUGGAUUUGACAGUGGGGAGUUUGUUGGAUUAAAAGGAAUUAUAUGGCCCAAAGGAGAGUACAAUCCAAGUACUUUUAGACUCUAUCUAUUUAAAUCUCAUGGGUUGGUAUUCUAUUAGAAGUCCAAUUUUUAUCCUUUGAGAAAGUUGGAGAUAUGAUCUUUAAUUUAAAAAGAGAUUGACCCGGUCAAAUGGAGAAGGAAGAGGUUGGUUUUUAGGGAUUUCAUCUAGUGGAUUUUUGCUAGAUUUUGGCUACAUUUUCUUGUUUCUGGCUAGCCGACAAUGUGCAUGAUGAAGGAGAGAAAAUCAAGGUUGUUGAGAUCAUGUUUCACUAUGGAUGGAGAGGUGGUUCAGAUCAUAUUUUUUACUGAGUGGGAGUAGUUAUGAAGGCUUAUAAAUUUCAGUUUUGAAGACAAUAUUCGGUUCCACACACAAGCUUGCCUUUCAACACAAUCAUUUAUCUUUUAAAGCUCUUUUGUUUGUCAAUCAUCCUUUAGUUUAGUUGAGCCCAACAAUAUCUUAGUUUUAAAUUAUUUUUGAGCAUCUUUUCAUCAAGUUUUUAGUCCAAUAGAAGUAAAUCAACAUCCCCAACAGAUUCUUGUUGUUAGUUGAUUUAGUUUUUGGGUAAGAUUAGUUUCUGUGACUUUUUCUUAUUAUUGUGAUUUGCUUCUUCUACUAUGUUUCUCAAUUCUUAAACAUUCAAUUUGAUUUUUAUUUUAACAUGUUUGCAAUUUCAGUUAAACUUAGAGUCUUUUAUUUUUCUGUUGCGUUUUCUAGAUUUCUACUAGAUUUAUGUUUUCUAUCUGCAAUUUCAAUUUUGUCCUUAGUUAUUUCAUAACCAAUACUUUAAUUUAAUUUUUCUUGAUACUCAUUUACCUUAACCUAAGUCCUUGACGUGCUUUCAAGGCAAGUUUGAGCUCAUUGUGCAGGAAUUAAUCCCUCAUUUCGCCAGAAUUAAUCCCUCAUUUUUGCCAAUUG
Messenger RNA from Rubroshorea leprosula, 1921 nucleotides. NCBI's taxonomy places the organism in Eukaryota, Viridiplantae, Streptophyta, Magnoliopsida, Malvales, Dipterocarpaceae. The record is from the annotation of a GenBank genome assembly.